CACAUGUUUUAGCAAGAUGAACAAAAAGGUUUCCUUACAUUUCAGUGCAGGCAGCAAAUACAUCAAUACUGUAUGCAGUUAAAAAUCAGUUACAAAAUACAAAAUUAAUUUCUAUAAUGGCAUCUGGGCUCACAUCACCGGCUUGAAAGAAGAGAGAAAGGUCAGACACAGAAGAAAUACAUCAGAUUCUCUCCUUUGUUAGAAAUUCCCACCAAAGCAUUAAAAAAAUGACCUCAUACAGCACCUUCUAUAUUAAUUCUAGAACUCUAUGCGUGAAGUUGCUCAUGUGCCUGUCUGGCAAUCAUGCAUUUGUGUUCUUGACUAGAAAUCCCACAUCACCUAUGUCCAUCACUGGGGAGGGCUUCCUGCUUGGUGGUGAUGUCAGCUGCUCUGCUUUCCUCUCUGGAGGUGUGUGGAGGAAAAGAGGGCACUUCCAGACAGCCUGUUUACUGAGCAUUCAUUCUGAUUGAUUUGCAGGAAGAUAACAUUGGCAAAUUAAUGAGUGCCCACUCUGAUUUGUUCCUGGGGAGGUUAGAUGACAUUUAUUUCAUCAAAGCAAGUGUUAGCCCAUACUGUCCAAUGCAUCUUCCAAUCAAUUUCUUUAUGGCAAAAAGUCUGUUCUUUGGGGCAAGUGGGUUUCUUGCACAAGAACUCCCAAGCAACUAUAGCAGCGCAGCCUGUACUUGCCGCUAUGCUGUCGAAUUUCACCCCAAAACAGCUACAGUCUGGAAGUGCCCAGAGUCUUCCCCAGCAGAACCACAUCGCAGUCAACGUGCCUCUGCUUUCUCCUCCUUAGGCCUUCAGCUCUGCUCUGUGACACUUGCCUUGGAGGUUUCGGUGGGCAAGACGGCCGUUAUCUUUGUAAAGAAUGGCACGGAUGUCCUCUUGCCCUGCACAUUCAGCUCUUGCAUCGGAAUCGAGAGAGCCAACUUCUCGUGGAUCAGCAAUAGCACUGAAAUAUUCAAAGGAAUCGUCAAGAACAAAGACUCCAAGCCAGAGCCCUACCCGGAGUACAGGUCUCUCAUCAAGUACGAGUUGCCGACUGAUAUUGCCCUCAGCAAGGAUAACCGGGAGUUCAACGUCUCCCUCCUGCUCCUCUUUGCAGAGUUCAGUGACUCUGGGAAAUACACUUGCUUUGUUAAGAACCCAAGGGAGAAGAAUGCCAACCAUAGUGCCACCAUCACGCUCAAAGUGGUCGUGGAAAUGGAGAAGAAGGACAACACGCUAACGGUGAUCAUCGUGUCAGUCGUCGGGGGUGUCAUUGGACUCCUGGUCCUCAUCAUGUUGAUCAAGAAAGUCACCCUCUUCAUUCUCAAGAAGACACGGGAGAAAGAGUGUCUUGUGACUUCUUCAGGAAAUGACAACACAGAGAAUGGGCUGGCCGGCUCCAAAGCAGAACAGAAAUCCGCCCCAAAGGCCUGAGGCUGCUGUGGAACCGGUGACCUGUGUGGCCCUGAAAUCCAGGCCCAGGAGGAAGAGGAGGAGAGUCGACCAUUUCCAAAUGAUUGAUGCUUGAGACACAUGACUAUAUUAUACAGUUGGCUGCAACCAGCACUGCUUCUCAGAUAAGACUGCAGGCAUUGGGCAGGCAGGCUGGGGGGAGGAGGGGCUGUGUGCUCAGGUAGUUCUUAAGCCAUGAAGAGGAUGCUGCCAGGUGGGAUUUGGUAGGUGUGAGCUUGGGCAUCUUCAAUGCAAUGCAGAAGCCUGGGCUGGCAGGUGGGCGUGGUGCCAGGGACUUGGUUCUCCUCCUGGGCAGAGGGCAACCAGCUGAUACAGAUGGGCUGGGAUCCAUCAGGGGAAAUGCUUGGCACCCUCUUCCCUGCCAGCCUCUCACAGGAGCCGAGGCUCAUUUCUAAAGGAUGGGAGGGCCAACACUGCUGGGAUAGAACUUGCACAGGCAAUAGGAGUUUGAAGCACCCCUGGGAGCCAGGCGCCAUUUUGCCUGUACCACUGCUGGAUUUUGUCAUCUUUCCUGCCUCCUGGAGUGGGUGGGAGAGUAGAUAAGCUGCAAACUGCAUCUGGAGCCUGCUGCUCUGUCACCACUACUGCCUGCCCACGCCCUACCUCCCACAAUAGCUAUACAAUAUUUUUUGUUUGUUUUGUUUAAUGCUUGUGUGAUUGUGAGGCUGAGGGGAUAAGAGAAGCAGCCUGGCUCUCAUUGCUCAUGCUGCACCCCUUCGGGGUUGGAGUUCCUAAAGCGGUGCUUGCUCUGCCCUCAGCCGCCACACUGUAGUGAGGAAUGGCACCUAGGCAAGGUGAGCCGUUAAGCCUGGCAGCCUCUUUUCAACCCAACUGGUGAGUCUGGGGCUCCUGAACUCACGGUCCUGGGCCCAACUUACUUGCAUUGGCUCCUCCUCCUGGUCUCCUGGUGAGAGAGGAGAUGGAGAGAGCCAGGAACCUGGCUUCUUGUUUCAGGCCUUUGGACUGCCUUGGAUCUGCCAAGGCCUUAAGUGUGAAGCAAGCCAAUUCCCUGGCGCUCCCCUCCCCUCCUAGCUGGCCUGCCGCUUGGCUCUAUAUCGCUCCUCCUCUCCUGGGCUUCCCGCUGGGAGAAGAGGAAGGGAGUCUCUUCUGUCUGGCCAUGGUCAGGAGCAACUCUGAUGGGAACCUUGCAAGGCUUGCAUGUGUCUGCAGGUUACAUUGUCUUGCCAGGAUCAUGACCAAAACACUUGGUCCAAAAGGCUUUGUCUUCUCUGCUACCCAGCAGACCUAAACCCCCCAUUGCAGGAAGCUCCCCUUUCCUAUGGCAAGUUGGUCCCUCUUUGCUGGCAAAGGGUGGAGGGAGGCCUGGAACCCCUAACCCUCUGACACCACCCAUUCUGUAUUUUACAUCCCACCUUUUUCUCCAAGGAGCUCAACAUGGUAUGCAUGGUUUUCCUGCUCCUGAUUUAAUCCCCAUAACUACCCUGUGAAGGUAGGCUGAGAGGAAUUCAUUGACGCAAGGAUUUCAACCCUGGUAUCCCAGGUCCUCAUCAGACACCCUAACCACCACCACUAUUAUUAUUAUUAUUAUUAUUAUUAUUAUUAUUAUUAUUAUUAUUUAUAUACCACCCUAAAUCCAGAGGUCUCACUCUACCACACUGGCUUGCUAGAGCCACUAAUAUCUCCUCUGUGAUAAUAAUAUAUAUAUAAAAACCUAUGUCCCUGUAGCCAGGCCAAAUGGGGAUCCUGCAAAAUGACACAGACAGAGAAGCAUGACAACCUCACAGCUGCAUCCCCAUCGUUGUGUGUUUGGUUCAGUUGGGCAUUUUCAGAAUUUGGAAUGUUAUCUUCCCCUGUUUAAACUGGGGGAAGAAAUAAAAGUUCGGCACUCUGUAGGAUAGUGGACCCAGAUCCAUGCUGAUUUUGAGCUUACCGCAGAAAUUUUCAGGCUUUUUCUUUUGUUUACCAUGAGGACUAGCAUCAACAACACUAAUACUAAUGAUAAUGAAAGCUAUGCGUUUGCAAAUCCUGCACAAGGUUGUCCUGCAACCCACAAGAGGCCACCUCUUCCGCUUUGUCUGGUCUGGGUGAAUUUGGGCAGGACAGCGUGCUAAGCUCCUGACCUCCCAGAGGUUGGGGAGGAGGGAGGGCAGGAGGGAGACAGUUCUGGGUGGUGCUCCCCACUCCCCUUUCUCAUCGAAGAGAUACAUUUUCUGCGUUUGACAGAAAAGUGGCUGAGAAGAUGCCAUUUGUUCUGGGGAGUAGGAGAAAUGGUCAGCUCCCACCGCAGUAGAGUUCUUUCUCUCGCUUUUUGCGUGCCUUUGAAAUAGUCACAUCCUUCAUCUGUGCCUCAGCUUCCCAUACGAUGGGUAAUAAUAUCAACCUACCCGGGGUGGGGGUGGGGGUGUAAAGAGGCUUGAUUCAUGGUCAUUGUCAGAUGUCGUAAGUGUGUGCUGGCCUUCCUCCCACCCUAAUACACAAAGUGAGCACAAGAAGUUUAGCAGCUGUGGCAGCAAACAUGGAGGGCCUCAGCUCUCUCAAGUGACUUCCUGGCUGUGACUUGCACUCCCCCCCCCAAGCUUUGGAAAGACACCAUCCCCCUAUUUCUGGAUCCUGCUUUGAUUUCUGCUCCUAUGUCUGCUUUCUUUCCUCCUUCCUCUUGACCCCCCCCCCCACGCAAGGAGGUGUGAACAGCAAUAACAGUGCAACCCAGCCUGAGCCAGCAGCAGCAGCAGCAGCAGCCGACAGGACGGGCUGGUGUUGGACAAAUUAACCAGAUUCCUCAGGUUAAUGAAUCCUCUUCACUGGGUGUAGCAGCAAAUCCAAAGAAAAAGAAACUACCACCCCACCCUCCACUUGCACUCCUCUGAACCGUCUGCCUAAGCAGGCUGGUGGACGAGGGUGAAGUCACAGUCUGCGACGUUUGGCAAUAAUGUCAGAAGGUGGGAGCCUGGAAGGGCCAAGGAAGGGCUCCAAUUCACAGCCAGGCUUGCAGGCAGAGCUCCCAUGGGAGUCCCGGAGCAGCCCAGCAGGGGGCACUAGCUGCUUAAGGCGGAGGAAGAAGUUGAGGGGCAGCAUUGGCCAGGGAACCUUCUGCCCAGGAGGACUUCCUGGCUGGGCUAACACUGAUGCCCCCCCCAAUGUUCCUCCCACCUCUGUUUUUAUUUCAAGCUGAGCCUUUGCCCCAGGGCGGGGGCAAGUUGCCACCAGGAGCAGUGGCCAGCUAGACUCUGGUGUGAAACCUGAGCCUGCCCGUGAGAGUGGCUGGUGGGCCAUUGGUCCUGUGCUGGCUUUUGGGAGGCCUGUUCAUCUCCCCUGGUGGCUCUUCCCCUGGCAGUAGGACCCUGAGGAUGACGACCCUGCCUGCAGCUUGCCUCAAGGCCCUGCCUUCCUCACCAAGGGCUUUCCAUCACCAAGCUGUCUUGCGCUUAUGCGUGCCCCCCCCACCCGCCCUGCUCCCUCUGUGAAUACAAGAGACUAUCCGAGCAGAGCUCUUUCUCCCUCCUGAUCCAGCUGCUUCUGCCACAAGGCCUCCCCACUCUGCCCUCCUUCCUUUUCCAAAGAGGCUGGCAGCCUCUGCUGGAGCAAGCCUGGCGCUGCCUGCAUGCGCUCAUGCCAGGAACGGAAGAGGAGGCGGCAGGCUAGCAUAGAGGCUGGGCCAAGCACAGGUGCACCUUUGGUAACCGGUGUUGCCUUCGAGACUUCUCUUUUGCACUCUUCAGCUGUAAUUGGCUUCAUUGCCCUGAAUGAAAUAAAUCGUUUAUAUUUACUA
Molecule: messenger RNA, 5191 nt
Organism: Zootoca vivipara (common lizard)
Lineage: Eukaryota; Metazoa; Chordata; Lepidosauria; Squamata; Lacertidae
Gene: SCN4B
Product: sodium voltage-gated channel beta subunit 4
Biological process (GO): regulation of ventricular cardiac muscle cell membrane repolarization; cardiac muscle cell action potential involved in contraction; regulation of sodium ion transmembrane transporter activity
Cellular component (GO): plasma membrane; voltage-gated sodium channel complex
Molecular function (GO): sodium channel regulator activity; transmembrane transporter binding
Source: RefSeq, a predicted model, not a curated record